Molecule: messenger RNA, 507 nt
Organism: Colletotrichum spaethianum
Lineage: Eukaryota; Fungi; Ascomycota; Sordariomycetes; Glomerellales; Glomerellaceae
Exons: 1
Coding region: 1-507 (168 amino acids)
Source: RefSeq, a predicted model, not a curated record
AUGGCCACUCUCAACUCCUACCCAGCUUUCUGGAGGCCCGCGGCCCUGCCACUCUUCACAGGCCUUCUGGCUCUCCUCGGCGCCGCCGACGGGGUCUUCAACCUCGCCAAGCCCGAAAGCGGGGCCGCGACGUUCGGCCUCGUCCCACCGCGCCGGGACUCACUGACACCCGCUCAGUUCGACGCUUUCCACCACGCGCUGAUCAAGGUCAAGGGGGCUCGGAACUUGCACAUGUCCUCGUGCAUCCUGGCUCUGGUCCUUUACGGUCAUUUCUCGGACGUCUGCCGUGUGUCGCCGAUGGCUGCCAUAGCGGUGCGGCGUUGUGUCGGGAUCGUACUGACGCUGGGCGCAGGCGUGGGGUUCAGCGGCGCUGCUGUGGUCAUGGAAUAUCUGAAGAGCCCGGACGCAUCGCCAGAGGUUGCCGAGGUUGGGAAGGCAAAGGCGAAGGCGCAUUUGAUUACGAAUGUGCCCAUUGUUGCUCUUGGCUUAGUCUACUUGUUCUAUUAG